UAGGGCUGCAGUGAUUGAAACGCAGUUGGCGCAGCCUCAUCCAGUCGGAGAUUCAGCUGGCGAAGCAGGGAGGGAGGGAUCUCUCUUGCCCGUACCUUGGCAGAGAAAAAAAGGAGUGGACAGUUGGUGGUUGGCGCCGAUCAAUUUCAAGAAGACCGGCGAGGACGAACAUUAGGACGGUUCUCGAAAUGAAGGUGUCGUUCCCGUCCUUCUCCCCAAUGGGGGCGAUGGCGGCGCUGCUGCUGUUGGUGACGAUGCUCCAGCUGGCCGUGCAUGGACAGGCUGAAGCUCCGCCGGCAAAUACCGUCAGCAUCGAAGGCUUCUCUUAUAACGGAGAUGGUUGUCCCUCCGGAUCUGCGGAAGGUUCCAUCUCCAGCGACGGCCAGGCGCUGACGGUGAUGUUCAGCAAGUACACUGCAACCACCGAGGGGCGCAUCCAGAAGCAGAUGCGGAAGAGCUGUGUCGUGACCGUCAAGCUUAACUAUCCUCCUGGCUUCGUCUUUACCCUAGGGACGGUGACCAUGCGCGGGUACGGUAAGUUGGACGCCGGCAUCAAGGGCACCAUCAAGACGAGCUACUACAUUUCCGGCCUGCCAGGGACGGCCUCCGCCACGCACAACUUCAACGGCCCGUUCGACGACAACUACGAGGUGGCCGACGAGUUCAUCGCGGCCGUUGAAAGCACUUGCAACGUGGUAAGGAACCUUCAGCUCAACUCGGAGGUCCGAGUGAAUCCCGGAAAGAUCCCGCUGCCGAGUAACGGACUGCUCACUAUGGACUCGCAAGAUCUCAAGCUCACGCAAAAGUUCUACUUCAAGUGGCGGAGGUGCUGAGCGGAGCGGUGGCACAACUUAGACAACUAGGGGCCGGAAGGAAGAAAGGCAAGGGGGAGAGGUAGGAAGAGGGAGGGAGGGGCAAUCUGGGGAAGGGAGAGAUGGGGCCAAGAUGUGGAGUCAAGCUAGCGGAUUAACACACUGGUAGAUUGGAGCUCCUUGUGAGAGCGUCGUAGAUACACCGCUAUACUACAUACAAGUCUGUUUCCGUUAAGUUUGGAGGUCUGUAAGUUGUGACGAAAGCUGAACUUCUUUCACUCUGUAGCCGGUAGAACGGUCGUGAUCCGGACGGGAUUGCUAGUGGAAUGACCUCAGCUGUAAUUCUUCGCAAAGAGGAGAUGACUUCAAUAUCCGCAAAGGGCCAACAUGUGUCGCCUGCUUUGCUGUUUAUGCUGUAGAUAUGUUUUGCUCAGAUCUUUGCACCGGGUGAGAUGAAACUUAAGCGGAAAAUC
Messenger RNA from Chara braunii, 1285 nucleotides. Lineage: Eukaryota; Viridiplantae; Streptophyta; Charophyceae; Charales; Characeae. The record is from the annotation of a GenBank genome assembly.